GCAGAUAAUUACAGUUUAAUUAUUAUUAAUUUAGGAUGAUUUGUGUUUGAUUGUUGGUUAGCGUUUGAUCUGCGGUGUGUAUAAGUUUAAUAGCUGAACGAUGGAGUCUCCUCACGUGGACGACGAUAUCUGCAUUCUGAAACACGAGACGGCGUUCGUGGCCGAGAGCCCGGUCUCGGUGUGUUCGGGGGACGAGUCGGUGGCGUCUCAUUUCGCUCUGGUCACCGCCUACGAGGACAUCAAGAAACGCCUGAGAGACACGGAGAGAGAGAACACCCUGCUGAGGAAACGUGUUAAACAGCUGGAGGAUAAGUUAUUCAGACCUGAAGCUCCGCCCUCUGAGGGCCCACAGUACAUGAACAAAGCGUUCAGUGCGUAUCGAGGAAUCUACAUGGAGAAGAAAGAUCUCCAGGCUGAGCUCAACAAACUGAAGAAGGAACGUGCAGAAUCUGAACGUAUUCUCACUGAACAGCUUCAGGCCAAAGAACUGGAGCUCCUGCAGCUCAGAUCAGAGAUGGAGACGAGCCAAGUGAUUAAGAGUCUGAAUGAAACGCAGGAUUACUGGCAGGUGAACGGCGGUGGCGGCGGCGGCGGCAGUGAUGCACAGAUACACACGUUACAACAGGAAGUGGAGAAACUGCGACUGGAAAACAGACACCUGAACACACUGUGUAACCUCCAACAGGACGUCUCUCAGAGUCCAGGGAGGAAGAGUGAGAUCCAGCAGGUGGCGCUACACUCCAGUGCGGCAGGGCUGCAGGUGAUGAGGGUGUUUGAGGAGAUGAGCGGUGAAAUGAUCCGAAUACACGAACUGAUCAGAACUCAGUCUGAGGUGAUGAAGAGACUCCGAGAGAAACCAGCACUGAGGAGAGCUGCUUCAACACUUCCUGUUCAGUGUUUGGACGACAUGGAGAGAAAUCAUUCGCCGGUCAGGGUCCCGAUUCCCCGGCCCCCGAGCGCCCCGCCCACCGGACCCCCCGCCGAGAACUGGAAGGAGACGUGGCCCCUGACCCGGCCGUCCCCGCUGGGCAGCCCCGCCGUCCCGCCUCCUCACGCCGUAUCUUCUUCCAGCGACGAUUCGUGGACGCCCCUCUCCCACCCCCCACACGACCACACCCUGUUCUGGGAGGGUCCCUAAUCCAGCGGGGCCACCGAUUGGUCCAGGCCGAACCGAUGGGCAGCCGACUCGUCCGAUCACAUCCUGCCUUAAGACCGACGCCCAGGCUGAGAUACCUCACAGCGCUCGAACCCGGGCAUGUACAUACACUUCCACUGACCCCGCGCUGGUCUCCAUGGUUACGGUGGUGUUGCAAACCUGAUUGACGCCCCCUUAUUCGCGCCCGCCGGGUUACAUCCUGACGACGAUGUGAAAUGGAAACGUGAACGCUGGGGUCCGGCGUACGCUCCGAGACUCUCUGUACCACUCCAUCACUGACUGGUCUGAUCCAAUCUGGGACACUUAAAAAGAGGGGUCAGGAUUUAACAAAACUAUGGGGGGGGGGGUGUAGAGGACUGGAGGGGGUCUCAAGUCCACCAUUGACAUGAUGCUGUAUUAAAUAAGGUGGUAAAGACGACCUUAACUCCAAUUCUAGCUCCUCACUUCAGUGUGAACGGUUUAUCUUUAUGAACCACCAGAGGGCGCUAGGGUGGUGCAGUGUUAUGUUAAAAGAUCCGGGUUCAAAGCUCUGCUAUGCUGUCAGCCGGCCAGGCGUCUACACAGACAUGAUUGGCUGUGUCUGAGGGUGGGCGGGUGGCUUGUCACAGUGUAAAUGGAUAAAGGAUAAAGUGAUGGUGAAAAUGAAGAGACCCCCCCCCCAGUGACCCCUACCCCCCCACACACACACACGCGCACACACACCCCCCCCACCAAUUAUAGAGCAACCAGUCAGUUUCCAUCUCACAUGGUUUUUGAUGUACCCAGUCUGCUAAAGUCACACCUAAAGUUCACAGAGAUAGCUAAUCAUUAACGGCUACGUCGUUGGCUAGCAUGUUAGCUUUCUACUGUUCGUGUAUAAAAUAAAUUAGAGUUAUUAUUAAUAUAAUUAUUAUUUAUGGUGAUUUUGUUCCUGAGCUCAGAAUUCUGGUGUUUAAAUAGAAUCUGGUUGUUGGUUCUGAUUUUUACUGUCAGCGUCAAACAAAGUUUCAUUUACAAUCUUUAUUUUAAUUAUUUUAUAAAAAUGUGAUAAUAUUAGGGACAGGAGCUUUAAUGCUGCGUUCACAAACACCUUCAUGGUUUGUCAGUAAUGAUGUAGGAACCAGGACACCUGGGUGGCAUCCGGAGUCUCGACAGUGGCACUUAAUGACACAAUGUGUGAGAGUAGCGUGGCCCUCCGUACGUGCUGAGACUCUCCGUGUGAAUCCGCCCCUAAUGUUGUGCAACCAGCAGAGGGCAGCAGAGUGCCCAGGGGAACUGAGUACAUUUAAACCCAGACAAAAUAAUAAAGAACUAAAUGAACUGAAGGAGGAAGAAAGACGUAUCAGAAAUCUGCUGAGAGUCUCCUGGAGGAAGAUGAGCACCACUGAGCGAGAGGACGAGACGGCCAGAACAGAGAGCAGCUCCUGAAGCACAUCAGCUCCUGCAGGUUCUGUUACUCUGGGCGUGUGAUGUGGCGUCCACAUGAGAACAUUGGAGAUGAUUUUACGGUACGACAGGACGUGUGGUAGACGAGGAAGACCUAAAAUAAUCUGGACUGAUGACAUCACAACAUGGAUUGCAUUAUCAGGAUGAACCCGUCUGUGCAGGCAACCAUCACAAAGCCAUGUGCCAACCAAUCAGCACCUCAGUUUCAUUUAUAGAGGGAACCAACACCAGUCCAGACACAGUUUGUAUUAAUGGUUAAACCGAUUGCCGAUGCCACGUCAUUACUAGAGCGAUACAGACAGGGUAGGAAUGCGCUUUUCCAACCAAUCAGAUUGCAGGAUCGAGUAAUUAUGACGAGGGAAUUUCUGCAGAUCUCCGGCCGCGUCCCAAUCCACAUAACCCACCCUAAUGAAACACGACGGGUUGGUACAGCGCCGCUUCUAAUCAGGUUUAUUUAGUAGUUCGUGAUUUGAGACGUGAGAUCCUAAAAACCUGAACCAGGAACCUGAGCACGUGUUCUGAUGGACCACAGAGACGUUCCACGUGAGCGCAGGACGAGUUCCACCGGGUUCUGGUGUAGCUCCUGUUCCACAGCAGGGUCACGUGGUGGAAAAAGGUGUGGGGUUCCGGUCCUGAAGCUCCUCAGUUCCUAAUCCUAACCCUAUCAGGACCAUCUUGAGCAGAGGGGUGUGGUCCGACCCUCAGGAGACCCAGUUCCACCCCUGAGGAGGUGAUGAUGAUGAGGCUGCAGGAUUUAGAGUCGCUGUGAGAUAAAGUUCAGAUUUUUGUGUGUUCAUGUUUGGAACAGACGUGUAUUAAUGUGGUAAAUGCCAGUAGGUGUGUUUGUGUGUGUGUGAGAUCCACUAUAUGACCAAUAGUAUUGGGACACCCCUUCUAAUUAUUAAAAGUCAUGUUUUUCAGCCACAACAGUCACUAACAGGUGAAAUCAAUCAAUCAUAUAAAGGAAAUGAUCCAUGAUGCUUCUGACUGUGCAGCAACAGUUUAGGGAAGGUCCUUUCCUGUUCCAGCAUGAGCGGGCUCUAUAAAGACGUGAAAACUCCAGUGUCCCACUCAACAGCCCUGGGAUGAACUGGAACAUCAACUAAUCGAUCAGCGCCCACCAUACUGACUGAAUGGCACAAAUUCCCACACACAGACACACUCCCAAGUGUUGUGAGAAGCUGAACUGAUCACACAGUCACACAGAGUCACUCUGAUUUAAUACCGUUAGUUUUUGAAGCAGGAGUUUAGAUGAGCUCAUGAUCAGGCGUCCGAAUACUUUUGGCUGUACAGUGUAUGUGAGUAGAAUUGUGAGUCAGUAGGAUCUCUGUGUCUGUGUAGAAUUAUAGAAAUGAAGUUGAUGGAUGAUUGAAGUUGUUUUUGCUGCUUUUUUAGCUCUCGUCCUCCUGACUGUAAAUAUUAUCAUUAUUAUUAAACUUUAUUCCUUUA
Molecule: messenger RNA, 4030 nt
Organism: Trichomycterus rosablanca
Lineage: Eukaryota; Metazoa; Chordata; Actinopteri; Siluriformes; Trichomycteridae
Gene: azi2
Product: 5-azacytidine induced 2
Exons: 8
Coding region: 101-1138 (345 amino acids)
Biological process (GO): canonical NF-kappaB signal transduction
Cellular component (GO): cytoplasm
Source: RefSeq, a predicted model, not a curated record